Messenger RNA from Oldenlandia corymbosa var. corymbosa, 2961 nucleotides. NCBI's taxonomy places the organism in Eukaryota, Viridiplantae, Streptophyta, Magnoliopsida, Gentianales, Rubiaceae. The record is from the annotation of a GenBank genome assembly.
ACCAAAUGCACUGUCUUUAAAAAAAUUCCAUAUUACAUAUAUCAGAUUGUGCCCAAAUAUAGUCACCAUUCACCCAUUCAAAAGUCAAAAUGAGUCCCUUCCAAUUCUUGCCUUUCUGAAUGAGUCCAACACCAAAAUGCCAGAACCAGUCAAAUUUCCUUUCUGCUGUACCAUCCAGUUCAUUUUCCAUGCAAGUUCCUUUCAAUAUUAUGAAUUUCUUACUUUUCAACAUCCCUUUUUCCAUCGAAUCAGUUUCCACCAACUUACCAUCCUAUUCCAAUAGUCUUUUGCCAAAUCGAUGCGGUGCUCAGUUUUCCUGUUAGGACUUUUCACCAUUCGAUGUAUCCAAAAGUUUGGUUGGAAAAUUUUCACUGGUUGGUUUUCUUCUUUGAACAAAUGAUGAGAACACAGAUAGAUUUCAACUAAUCGUGCAUAAUUCUUAUUAUUAUGCCUUGAGAUUGAUUAAAAGACUUUCUAAAUAUGCCUCAAUUCCGCUUGUUCAUCGUCCUUCCCCUGUUUCUGACAUUCAUUAGUCCCAUCUUCAUAGGUAUUUAAUAGACUGGAAAUGGAAGUGAUUUUGGAAAUAAGUGAUAUUUUUGCUUAUUUUGAUUUAUUUCAUUGUGAAGGGGUAGCAAAUGCCGCGGCGGCGUUUACACUGGAGAACAAAUGCCGGGAAACAGUUUGGCCGGCGAUUAUUAACAACGGCGCAAGCCGGGAGCUUUCAAGUACCGGUUUUGCUCUUCAACCUGGAGACUCAGAGACGAUUCAAGGGGAAUCUUCAUGGGGUGGCAGAAUCUGGGCUCGAACUCACUGCACUAAUGACUCCAACGGGUCGAAUUUCAGGUGCCUUACAGGCGACUGCGGCUCCGGCAGGGUUGAAUGCUCCGGGAACAGCUCAUCGGCUCCGCCAGUCACGCUGGCGGAAUUCAAGGCCGACUCCUCCGGCGCGGAUUUCUACGACGUCAGCUUGGUCGAUGGGUUUAAUGUUCCGAUUCUUGUUGCAUCACUUGGCGGUGGAGGAAACUGUGGAACCACUGGUUGCCCUGCGGAUCUGAACGCCGAUUGCCCUUCGGAGCUAAAAAUGACCGGCGAUGGCGGGGAGGUCUUAGGCUGUCGGAGCCCUUGUGACGCUUUUGGAAAACCUGAAUACUGCUGCACUGGAAAAUUUAGUAGCCCGGAUGCUUGCAAGCCGAAUAAUUACUCGAAGAUCUUCAAGAAUCAGUGCCCUCAAGCUUACAGCUAUGCUUUCGAUGACGCCACAAGUACUUUCUCUUGUAUCGGUUCCGUCUACACCAUCACCUUUUGCCCUCCCCUGCCUCCUAAAGGGAGAACAUGGAUAUGGAUAGUCGUGGCGAUAUUGGCUGCCAUUAUAAUGUUGCUGCUAGGCUCAAUAGGCUAUAUCAGGAUUAGAAGGCGAAAACUAGAAGAAGCGGAGAAGCGAAAGCGUGAUGAAUACAUACAUCGAUUGACAGCAUCCGAGAGCUUUACAAACGUUGAUGAACAGACGGAAAGAAGAGAAGGUGACUUAAAUAUUUUUAGUUUCGGUUCUAUAGUUGUUGCUACUAAUAACUUCUCGGAAGAAAACAAACUUGGGGAGGGCGGUUUCGGACCAGUGUACAUGGGGAGAUUACUUGAUGGUCGGGAAAUUGCUGUUAAAAGGCUUUCGAAGACAUCGGGUCAAGGAUUAGAGGAGUUCAAAAAUGAACUGAUUCUUAUAUCCAAGCUCCAGCACACUAAUCUCGUCCGAGUUUUAGGAUGUUGCAUUCAUGAAGAAGAGAAAAUGCUAAUCUAUGAGUAUAUGCCCAACAAGAGCCUGGACUUCUUUCUUUUUGCCAAAGAUAAAAAAGAGCAAUUGGAUUGGCAGAAACGAUUUGAUAUCAUCGAUGGUAUCGCUCAAGGAUUAUUGUACCUCCAUAAGUAUUCCAGAAUGAGAGUUAUUCAUAGAGAUCUGAAAGCCAGUAAUGUGUUACUGGAUGAAAAUAUGAAACCAAAGAUUGCUGAUUUCGGUAUGGCUAGAAUCUUCAAACCGAACGAGACAGAAGCUAUGACUAACAGGGUUGUUGGAACUUAUGGUUACAUGUCUCCGGAAUAUGCCAUGGAAGGAACUUUUUCAAUCAAGUCCGAUGUUUUCAGUUUAGGGGUGUUGAUGCUUGAAAUUAUCAGCGGCCGGAAAAAUUCCAGCUUCUAUGAUUUUGAGGACCGUACACUCAACCUCAUAGGAUAUGCAUGGGAGCUGUGGAAAGGUGGAAUGGCGUUAGCGUUAAAAGAUCCUGCUCUUGGAGAUUUGAGUGAUGACACAAAACAGAUAUUAAGAUGUAUUCAUGCUGGUCUUUUGUGUGUGCAAGAAAGUGCGAUAGAUAGGCCAACAAUGUCAGAAGUUCUUGCUAUGCUUAACAAUGACAGCAUGAGUUUGGAAGAUCCAAAGCAACCAGCCUUUUUCACUGGAAGAAGGGCACUUCAUAACCAUGACUCGACCUCAUCCGAGAGAGGAAAUCAAGGGGCUCCUUUGCCUGUCUCUGUGAAUGAUUUGUCCAUCUCAGUUGUUGAACCACGAUGAGAAAUGAAACUGUGAAGGCUCAUGGCAAAUGGUCCCAUUUGCUUGUGAGUUGUGAGCAAACACUAAUCACAAAUCGGUUAAUUUGUCUUACCUUAUUAUGAUUAGCGAAGUCUUGAAGCUCGAUCUCUCCCCCGGACGAGCCAUUUGAUUGUUAGCCAUUAGGGGCCACUAGAACAAAGAUCAGACUGGUUUCGUGUAUAAUUUGUGAAACUAAUCCCAUUGUUGAUUUGUAAAUCAUUUUAUGAUUUCUUCAUAUUUCAGCUAGAAGGGUUUUUUUUUCUUCUCUAUUCGGCAGAGAAGAACAUAGGAAUUCUAUUGAGAAUUUAGCUCGAAACAUCUGAUCUGUGCAGAGAUGUCACUGUUUCGUAUUCAUCUGUUCUUUUUCUUCAACGGACCAUUACCAU